Messenger RNA from Laetiporus sulphureus 93-53, 1334 nucleotides. RefSeq lists its product as uncharacterized. Lineage: Eukaryota; Fungi; Basidiomycota; Agaricomycetes; Polyporales; Laetiporaceae. Bases 30 to 1166 code for a protein of 378 amino acids. The record is from RefSeq and is a predicted model, not a curated record. The transcript has 14 exons. Gene Ontology annotation, cellular component: mitochondrion. Gene Ontology annotation, biological process: tricarboxylic acid cycle; isocitrate metabolic process. Gene Ontology annotation, molecular function: magnesium ion binding; isocitrate dehydrogenase (NAD+) activity; NAD binding.
CGUCGUUCCUGCCAUCUCAUCUCGUGAAAAUGCUGGCAUCCCGUACGAUUGCUCGUGGUACUCGUGGUGCGCGGGUCGCAGCACCAACCCAGGCUUUCCGUCGGUAUGCAUCUGCUUCGCCGACCGCGGCUUUUGCUGGCAAGAAGGGGAGCAACGGUAAAUACACGGUGACACUGAUUCCGGGUGACGGUAUCGGCCCGGAAAUCAGCCAGUCCGUGAAGGACAUCUAUACUGCCGCCAAAGUCCCCAUUGAGUGGGAAGAAGUCAGCGUUGCACCAAUCUUCAAGGCGGGAAAGACCGUGAUUCCUGACGAAGCCAUCCACUCCGUCAAGAAGAACACUGUUGCCUUGAAGGGUCCUCUCGCGACACCGAUUGGAAAGGGCCAUGUCUCGCUGAACUUGACCUUGCGGAGAACCUUCAACCUUUUCGCGAACGUCCGUCCCUGUGUCUCCAUCAAGGGUUUCAAGACGCCAUAUGAUGAUGUUGACACCGUAUUGAUUCGUGAGAACACCGAGGGGGAGUAUUCUGGCAUCGAACACGAGAUCGUCGAUGGCGUUGUUCAGUCAAUCAAGCUCAUCACUUGGGAGGCCUCUGAACGCGUGGCGCGUUAUGCGUUCCAAUACGCCCAGUCUCAGGGCAGAGCGCGGGUCACAGCCGUCCAUAAGGCCAACAUCAUGAAAAUGUCCGAUGGAAUGUUCUUAUCUGCGUGUCGCCAAGUCGCAGGGGAGUUCCCCAACAUCAACUACGACGAGGAUCUGCUAGAUCGUGUCUGCCUGCAGAUUGUCCAAAACCCCAAGCCCUACGCCGACCGCGUCAUGGUGAUGCCCAAUUUGUACGGUGAUAUUCUCUCGGACAUGUGUGCCGGUCUUAUUGGUGGACUGGGCUUGACUCCCUCCGGCAACAUUGGACGCGACGCGUCUAUCUUCGAGGCCGUGCACGGUUCCGCGCCCGAUAUUGCUGGCAAGGGAUUGGCUAACCCCACUGCGCUUCUAUUGUCGUCACUUAUGAUGCUUCGGCACAUGAAUCUCGAUAGCUUCGCGGCCAAAAUCGAAAAGGCGGCCCUGAGUACCAUUGCCGAGGGCAAGACAAUCACUGGUGAUCUGGGUGGAAAGGCGUCGACCAAAGAAUACACUACGGCCAUCAUCGACAAGCUGUUGAAGGCAUGAGCUGGUACUGAGAGACCUUUUACCCACUCGUAAAUAAGGACAGCCUAUAAUAAUCUCCUUACAACUCACGCUUUGCAUGAUCUCGCCGUCGUAGGAGUAGUCGGGUGUCGUUAGCAGAUUCUUGCUCCUACCGCAAUUAUAGAUUUAGAGAGUCUUGGAAUAGUGGCG